Ceratitis capitata (Mediterranean fruit fly) is the source of this 1337-nucleotide messenger RNA. It is a transcript of the gene TfIIB, whose product is annotated as transcription initiation factor IIB. Gene Ontology annotation, biological process: transcription initiation at RNA polymerase II promoter; transcription preinitiation complex assembly. Gene Ontology annotation, molecular function: RNA polymerase II general transcription initiation factor activity; TBP-class protein binding. Gene Ontology annotation, cellular component: transcription preinitiation complex; nucleus. Bases 231 to 1184 code for a protein of 317 amino acids. Lineage: Eukaryota; Metazoa; Arthropoda; Insecta; Diptera; Tephritidae. The record is from RefSeq and is a predicted model, not a curated record. The transcript is spliced from 5 exons.
GUUGUUAACAAAUACCAUAUAUGACUAAAUACAUUUUUGGAAAUAAUUUGAUAGUGUAGUACCAGCUAAAUAUACGGUGAUCAUCAAGGUCGAUAACAAUUUCGAUAUUUUCGUGGGGUCAAAGAUACUCUGGCAGCACCAUUGUCUUCCAAGUAUUUACGAGUGCGUUGUACUAAUAUUUAUUUUGUUGUGGAUUUCCUAUACUGUUAACAAGUGCAAAUCAGAACUAAAUGGCGAGCUUAAAUAAUAGAACCGAUGGCACGAGUAAAUUGUGCUGUUAUGCACAUCCUGAUGCACCGUUAAUAGAAGAUUAUAGAGCUGGAGAUAUGAUAUGUUCAGAAUGUGGUCUCGUCGUUGGUGAUAGAGUCAUUGACGUAGGAUCAGAGUGGAGGACAUUUAGCAAUGAAAAAAGUGGUGUCGAUCCGAGUCGUGUUGGCAGCGCUGAAAAUCCGUUGCUUGGUGGAGGAGAUUUGUCUACAAUCGUUGGUCCGGGAACCGGAUCUGCAUCUUAUGAUGCUUUCGGUGCUCCAAAAUAUCAAAAUCGUCGUACAAUGAGUAGCUCUGAUAGAUCAUUAAUUUCUGCUUUUAAGGAAAUAUCUACCAUGGCCGAUAGGAUAAACUUGCCUAAAACGAUUGUUGAUCGAGCGAAUAAUCUUUUCAAGCAGGUACAUGAUGGCAAAAAUCUCAAAGGACGAUCAAAUGAUGCUAAAGCAUCAGCAUGCUUAUAUAUUGCUUGCCGACAAGAAGGCGUACCACGCACCUUUAAGGAGAUUUGUGCUGUUAGCAAAAUUAGUAAAAAGGAAAUCGGACGCUGUUUUAAGUUGACACUCAAAGCUCUAGAAACAAGCGUAGACUUGAUUACAACUGCUGAUUUUAUGUCUAGAUUCUGCGCUAAUCUAGAUUUGCCAAAUAUGGUGCAGCGGGCAGCAACAUAUAUAGCAAAGAAAGCUGUGGAAAUGGAUAUUGUUCCGGGAAGAUCACCAAUUUCAGUGGCAGCCGCAGCUAUCUACAUGGCGUCUCAGGCUUCCGAACAUAAACGUAGCCAGAAAGAAAUUGGUGAUAUUGCAGGCGUAGCCGACGUAACAAUUAGACAGUCGUACAAGCUGAUGUAUCCACACGCAUUGAAGUUAUUCCCCGAAGAUUUCAAGUUCACCACACCUAUUGAUCAACUACCACAAAUGUAGAGUUCCCUAUUGGUUUUAUAAUUCAACAAUAUUGCUUAGUAAAAUAAAUGAAAUCUGUAUUUUUAAAUAUUAUUAUACCUACUUCAUCAUUAUUAUAAUUUUUUAUCACCGAUAAAUAAAACCCCUUGAUUAGGGGAAAAUGAAAUUAAAGUA